AUGUCUGAUUCAGAACAAUCCAUCAAGGUUCUUAAUGAACUGUUAGAGAAGCUAACUGUUGCGACUCCAGAAAACAGACAGCAGGUCGCUACUGAGGUUGCUUCGUUCAUUAACGGCGACAUUAUCGAACACGAUGCCCCAGAACAGUUCUUCACUGGUUUGUUCAAAGCCGUCAAGGACAAGAAGAGUGCAGCUAAUGCUUUGGAGACCAUCAGUCACGUGGCCAGCCCAUCUGACUUGUCUCCAAGCAUUGAGCCAUUCGUUGUGUCUGCUGUUCCACUGAUUGCUGAGCAAUGUGGUAACAAGGACAAGGAGAUUCAAGAGGCUGCCUCCCAGGCUUUGGUUUCUAUUGUCAAGGCUGUCAACCCAAUUGCCGUCAAGGCUCUAUUGCCACACUUGACGACCGCUUUGUCCAACACCAACAAAUGGCAGGAAAAGGUUGCUAUCUUGGCAGCUAUCUCUGAGUUGGUUGACUCUGCUAAGACUCAGGUUGCGUUGAGAAUGCCAGAAUUGAUCCCAGUGCUAUCUGAAGCUAUGUGGGACACCAAGAAGGAAGUCAAGAAGGCUGCCACUGACACCAUGACCAAGGCUACUGAGACCGUUGAGAACAAGGAUAUCGAACGUUUCAUCCCAGAGUUGAUUGGCUGUAUCGCUGAUCCUUCUGCUGUGCCAGAAACCGUCCACUUGUUGGGUGCUACCACUUUUGUGGCUGAAGUUACCCCAGCCACUCUAUCCAUCAUGGUUCCAUUGUUGUCCAGAGGUUUGGCUGAGAGAGAAACUUCUAUCAAGCGUAAAGCUGCUGUUAUCAUCGACAACAUGUGUAAAUUGGUCGAAGAUCCACAAGUCGUUGCUCCUUUCUUGGACAAACUGUUGCCAGGUUUGAAGAACAACUUCGCUACCAUUGCAGACCCAGAAGCUCGUGAAGUUACUUUGAGAGGUUUGAAGACUUUGAGAAGAGUCGGUAACGUUGGCGAAAACGAUGCUUUGCCAGAAGUUUCUCACGCUGGUGACGUUGAGACUACUUUGGGUGUCAUUGAUCUACUGUUGAAGGACCAAGAGGUUGCUCCAAGAUUCAGACCGGUCGUCGAAUACGUUGCUGCUAUUGCCGCUGAUUUGAUUGAUGAAAGAGUCAUUGACCAGCAAGCUUGGUUCACUCACGUUACUCCAUACAUGACCAUCUUCCUGCACGAAAGAGAGGCUAAGGAUAUCAUUGAUGAGUUUAGAAAGAGAGCUGUUGACAACAUCCCAGUUGGUCCAAACUUCGAUGAUGAGGAGGAUGAAGGUGAGGAUCUAUGUAACUGUGAAUUCUCCUUGGCUUACGGUGCUAAGAUCUUGUUGAACAAGACUCAAUUGAGAUUGAAGAGAGGUAGAAGAUACGGUCUAUGUGGUCCAAACGGUGCUGGUAAAUCCACUUUGAUGAGAGCCGUCGCUAACGGUCAAGUUGAUGGUUUCCCAACCCAAGAGGAAUGUAGAACCGUGUAUGUCGAACACGAUAUCGAUGGUACUCACGCUGAGACUUCUGUCCUAGAUUUCGUCUUUGCUGGUGAUGUUGGUACCAAGGAAGUUAUCAGAGCUAAAUUGGAAGAGUUCGGUUUCUCCGAUGAGAUGAUUGCCAUGCCAAUCGCCUCCCUAUCUGGUGGUUGGAAGAUGAAGUUGGCUUUGGCUAGAGCCGUGUUGAAGAACGCCGAUAUCUUGUUGUUGGAUGAACCAACCAACCAUUUGGAUACUGUCAACGUCGCUUGGUUGGUUAACUACUUGAACACAUGUGGUAUCACUUCCAUCAUUGUUUCCCACGACUCCGGUUUCUUGGACAACGUCUGUCAAUACAUUAUUCACUACGAAGGUCUAAAAUUGAGAAAGUACAAGGGUAACUUGUCUGAAUUCGUCAAGAAGUGUCCAUCCGCUAAGUCUUACUACGAAUUGGGUGCUUCUGAUCUAGAAUUCAAAUUCCCAGAACCUGGUUACUUGGAAGGUGUUAAGACUAAGCAAAAGGCUAUCGUCAAGGUGUCUAACAUGAGUUUCCAAUACCCAGGUACCGCCAAGCCUCAAAUUUCAGACAUUUCUUUCCAAUGUUCCCUAUCUUCCAGAAUUGCUGUCAUUGGUCCAAACGGUGCUGGUAAGUCCACUUUGAUCAACGUCUUGACCGGUGAAUUGCUACCAACUACUGGUGAAGUUUACACCCACGAAAACUGUCGUAUCGCUUACAUCAAGCAGCAUGCUUUCGCUCACAUCGAAAACCAUUUGGACAAGACUCCAUCCGAAUAUAUCCAAUGGAGAUUCCAAACUGGUGAAGAUAGAGAAACCAUGGACAGAGCUAACAGACAAAUCAACGAAAAUGAUGCUGAAGCUAUGAACAAGAUCUUCAAGAUCGAAGGUACCCCAAGAAGAAUCGCUGGUAUCCACUCCAGAAGAAAGUUCAAGAACACUUACGAAUACGAAUGUUCUUUCUUGUUGGGUGAAAACAUCGGUAUGAAAUCUGAAAGAUGGGUUCCAAUGAUGUCAGUCGACAAUGCUUGGUUGCCAAGAGGUGAACUGAUCGAAUCUCACUCCAAGAUGGUCGCUGAAGUUGAUAUGAAGGAAGCUUUGGCUUCCGGUCAAUUCCGUCCAUUGACCAGAAAGGAAAUUGAAGAGCACUGUGCGAUGUUGGGUUUGGACGCCGAAUUGGUUUCUCACUCCAGAAUCAGAGGUUUGUCUGGUGGUCAAAAGGUUAAGUUGGUCUUGGCUGCUGGUACUUGGCAAAGACCUCACUUGAUCGUCCUGGAUGAACCUACCAACUAUUUGGACAGAGACUCUCUAGGUGCUUUGUCCAAGGCUUUGAAGGCUUUCGAAGGUGGUGUUAUCAUCAUUACUCACUCUGCUGAAUUCACCAAGGAUUUGACUGAAGAAGUCUGGGCGGUCAAGGAUGGUCUGAUGACCCCAUCCGGUCACAACUGGGUCAGCGGUCAAGGUUCCGGUCCAAGAAUCGAGAAGAAGGAUGACGAAGAAGACAAGUUCGAUGCCAUGGGUAACAAGAUUAGCGGUGGUAAGAAGAAGAAGAAGUUGUCUUCCGCUGAAUUAAGAAAGAAGAAGAAGGAGAGAAUGAAGAAGAAGAAGGAAUUGGGUGAUGCCUAUGUUUCUUCCGAUGAAGAAUUUUAG
This is a messenger RNA of Torulaspora globosa, 3135 nucleotides long. It is a transcript of the gene YEF3, whose product is annotated as translation elongation factor EF-3. Bases 1 to 3135 code for a protein of 1044 amino acids. The record is from RefSeq and is a predicted model, not a curated record. Gene Ontology annotation, molecular function: ATP hydrolysis activity; ATP binding; translation elongation factor activity. NCBI's taxonomy places the organism in Eukaryota, Fungi, Ascomycota, Saccharomycetes, Saccharomycetales, Saccharomycetaceae. The transcript has a single exon.